Ceraceosorus guamensis is the source of this 309-nucleotide messenger RNA. RefSeq names its product transcription initiation Spt4. Gene Ontology annotation, biological process: positive regulation of DNA-templated transcription, elongation; mRNA processing; regulation of transcription elongation by RNA polymerase II. The transcript has 3 exons. The coding region runs from base 1 to 309 and encodes 102 amino acids. NCBI's taxonomy places the organism in Eukaryota, Fungi, Basidiomycota, Exobasidiomycetes, Ceraceosorales, Ceraceosoraceae. Gene Ontology annotation, molecular function: zinc ion binding; RNA polymerase II complex binding. Gene Ontology annotation, cellular component: DSIF complex; nucleus. The record is from RefSeq and is a predicted model, not a curated record.
AUGUCUCUCAAGCAGGAGGCUAAAGCCUUGCGUGCCUGCAAAGGAUGUCUUUUCUUGCAGAAAGGCAGCGAUUUCAUGGCGAGAGGGUGUCCCAAUUGUGAGGAUGUACUCCAGAUGCAACAGAGCCGAGACGCCGUGGAGGACUAUACGACCACUCAAUUCGAGGGCGGCGCGGCUAUUAUCAAGCCUCCUGAGAGCUGGGUCGCGCGUUUUAUGCGUCUCGAUCGCAAGAUACCUGGGAUGUACGCGAUGAGCUGCUCCGCAAAGCUGCCAGCGGAGAAGCAGGCUCAGCUGGACGGGACCGCCUGA